AUGACCCGCCGGCUGAGCAGCUCCACCCGUUCCCACACUGAGGACUCCAUCUUCCUGAGGCCCGACGAGGACCCCGUCUGGCUAGAUGAGCCCACAAAGACUGAUAAAAUAGGCGACGGAGCCUCUAAAAGAGACAGGCAACCAAAGUACAAAGAUGGACCAGCAGGGGGCCCAGGUCCGCAGAGAGAGGAAGUGUUUAUGCACAAGGUGUAUGCGCUCGUGAUUGAGAUCCACUGCUGGGCUGCACUGUUUGCCGUCUCCCAAGUCACGGGGUACUGGGUGUUUUUUGUGGUGGAAGGAAAUGGACCUCUCUCUUCCAUCUACAAAGCCCUGCAGGUCAUUGACUUCUACCUUGGCUUCAUCUUACCCUGCCACCCGAUAUUUGGAAUGGACUCCUUGGUGUUGAUGAGGGAAGUUGUGAACACCAAAGAGCACAACUGGAUUGUCCAUGGAACUGCAGGCAUUGGUGUGGCCAUCUGUGUCCUCAUGGUUGUCCACAUGGCGUGUAAGUGGCGUUAUGGCUCUGGCUCGUGGUCGUCAGGAACUGUGUCGCGGGACAUUGGUGAUCGCCGUCAGUCAGUGAGCCGCCAGCCCUCCUUCACCCUGUCAGAGUGGACAGACGCUCAGGAGGAUCUGCUGGACAUGGACCCUGAGCCACAGACGCCGGUCUUUGACAUAGGCACCGACAUCAGGGCGGAGGGAGACGCCGCCACCCUCACCGUCACAUCAGUGGGGCUUCAGGAGAGGAGGGGCUCCAACGUUUCCCUGACCUUGGACAUGUGUACACCGGGCUGCACCGAGCCCUACGGCUACGGAGGCCAGCUCUCCCCCAGAGACCAGUCGGCCAAGGAGUACCUCCGACAGGGGGCCAACACCCUGACCCCUGACAUGCUACACACACGGGCCAUAGAUGACGAAAGCCUGCAGGCUGAGUUUUAUGAAACUCCCAUGAACUUUGUGGACCCUAAGGAGUACAACUACCCAGGGCUGGUGAGAAAGAACCGCUACAAAACCAUCUUACCCAACACACACAGCAGAGUGAUCUUGAAGUCACAGGACGAAGACGAUUUCCUCACUACUUACAUCAAUGCUAAUUAUCUCAAAGGUUAUGGGGAUGAGCAGUGUGCCUACAUUGCCACCCAGGGUCCCACCGUGAACACAGUGGGGGACUUCUGGAGGAUGGUGUGGCAGGAGAGAUGCCCAAUCAUAGUGAUGAUCACCAACCUGGAAGAGAAAAACGAGAAAUGUGCAGAGUACUGGCCUGAGGACACUGUGACCCAUGAAGGCAUCGAGAUCACUGUCGUCACAGUAACACAGGAGGAUGACUACAGUCUGAGGGUGUUUACUUUAAAGUGUGGGGAAGAGGAGCGCAGUCUGCAGCAGUACUGGUACACCUCGUGGCCUGAUCAGAAGACUCCAGACAAGGCUCCGCCUCUUCUGGAACUGGUGCAGGAAGUGGAAAGGGCCCGAGAGGAAGCCCCGCCAUCCAGUGGCCCUAUAAUUGUCCACUGCAGUGCUGGAAUUGGUCGAACUGGCUGCUUCAUCGCCACCUCCAUCCUGUGCAAGCAGCUGAGGACUGAGGGUGUGGUUGACAUCCUGAGAACCACCUGCCAGCUCCGUCUGGACAGGGGCGGGAUGAUCCAGACCAGCGAGCAGUACCAGUUUGUGCAUCACGUCCUCAGCCUGUAUGAGAAACAGCUGCCUCAUGCUGCUGAGGAGUAG
Cyclopterus lumpus (lumpfish) is the source of this 1722-nucleotide messenger RNA. RefSeq names its product protein tyrosine phosphatase non-receptor type 5 (gene ptpn5). The transcript is spliced from 12 exons. NCBI's taxonomy places the organism in Eukaryota, Metazoa, Chordata, Actinopteri, Perciformes, Cyclopteridae. The record is from RefSeq and is a predicted model, not a curated record. Gene Ontology annotation, molecular function: protein tyrosine phosphatase activity. Gene Ontology annotation, biological process: protein dephosphorylation. Bases 1 to 1722 code for a protein of 573 amino acids.